Messenger RNA from Ixodes scapularis (black-legged tick), 409 nucleotides. RefSeq lists its product as uncharacterized. The record is from RefSeq and is a predicted model, not a curated record. Lineage: Eukaryota; Metazoa; Arthropoda; Arachnida; Ixodida; Ixodidae.
CGUCCGCGAGUGAAGGCCGUCUCUCGGCGCUAUCUCCAUCCGACCCGAAUAUUAACGCUGAAAAACACGAGGCGACGAGUAUAUUCUUUCUGAUGCGCGAGCCCCGAGGAGAGCGACGACACCAUGUUCGUGUACGUGAAGCCGUUCUGUAGCCUGGUCAGCCCUAAGCUCGCCUGUACCAUCAUCGGCUACGUCUCCGCGGGGCUUGCAUUUGCAACAUCUCUGGCCGCAUUCAUGAGGGUCAUUGUCGCCUCAAGCGACAGCCGCAUCAUACCCGAGAACCAAGGAGAGAUCAAAGUCAACUACCUGCUGUUCCUGUUUCCGGGCAUCUACUGUCUCCUGCACGUCACAACUUGCGUCCUUCUCAUCUGGGGCGUCAAAAUAGUGCGCGCUCAGCACGUCCUGCCGU